AUGGAGACAAAGAGCACCGCCAUGGAGGAGGAUAUGAUGACGGACGUCAUCAUGGGGACUAUAGAAGUCAGGGCCACUAUGGUGAUCAUGGUCGGGGAGAAGAACAUCAUUAUGGCCGAGCAGCGUGUUGUAGCCCACAUAGUGCAGUGGUACAUUGAACAGGAUGCCACACUCCGCAGCAGUGUGAACGUGAGGAGUGGCAUCGUCUACGCAACAUCCACACCUGCCACAGCCUCUCUGCGAGUCACUAAUAGUGACAGCAAGGGCCGUAUGGACAAGUUCCGGAACGGCGAGCUCAAUAUACUUGUAUCUACAUCCGUGAGCGAGGAAGGCAUGGAUGUACCCGCGGCCAACUGUGUUAUCCGAUUUGAUGCGGUGCAGACACCCGUCUCUUUGGUGCAGAGUAGAGGCCGUGCGCGUCAGAAAGACAGCAACUUUGUUGUGCUGGCGGAGUCCACACAGGCGAACCGCACCGUCGCAUGCAUCCAGGAAGCAGAUCAUCGCCAGUACAAUCUAGUGACAGCCACGCCUUUCGACAAAUCGACUACCAACACCCAGGCAUCGCGCAAGAGACGCACGGAGGCCAAUGCACAGCGACAGAAGAGGGCCUUGGCUGUCCUGAAUAGCAGGCUAGUCGUAAGUGUUACGCCGGCGUAUACCGAGCUACUGAAUAUGUACGUGGCUCAGUGUGUGGGAGAGCUGGCAGUGUCCUUCGACAAAGUGACCUUCAGCAAGCACAGGUGCGCGUGGGUUUGUGAUUUUGUGUUGCUCGCGUGGUGUACCGAGAUGGGAAGCCUCGGCGGCAGCGGCUUCAAAACAAGAUGCAAAGACUCGGGCGGCACAAUAGAUGUUUGA
Messenger RNA from Sphaeroforma arctica JP610, 855 nucleotides. RefSeq lists its product as hypothetical. The coding region runs from base 1 to 855 and encodes 284 amino acids. NCBI's taxonomy places the organism in Eukaryota, Ichthyosporea, Ichthyophonida. The record is from RefSeq and is a predicted model, not a curated record. The transcript is spliced from 3 exons.